UCAUCAUCCAAGUAGUAGGGUUUAGAGGAGGACGGUUUCGGCGCAGCAUCCCAACAGACACAAUGGCUGUUCCUUUGCUCACCAAGAAGAUUGUGAAGAAGCGUGUGAAGAAGUUCAAGAGACCCCAAAGCGAUUGGAAGAUCUCUGUGAAGGAAAACUGGCGCAGGCCCAAGGGUAUCGAUUCCCGCGUUAGGCGGAAGUUUAAGGGAGUCACUCUCAUGCCUAACAUUGGUUAUGGUUCAGACAAGAAGACUCGGCAUUUCCUUCCUAAUGGGUUCAAGAAAUUCGUUGUGCAUAAUGCCAAAGAGCUUGAAGUUCUGAUGAUGCACAACAGGACUUACUGUGCGGAAAUCGCACACAAUGUAUCGACUAGGAAACGGAAGGAGAUUGUUGAGCGUGCAGCGCAGCUGGAUGUGGUUGUGACCAACAAAUUAGCCAGGUUGCGCAGCCAGGAAGACGAAUGAGCUUUGGUGGGAUACAUUCUAUAUGUAUUGUGAUUUUGGAUUAUAUUCACUUUUCACUAGGAGUAUCACUACUAUGGAUGAUGCAGUUUCUGUGCUGUUCUUAAUAUUUGCUUGUGUUGCUACUUCUUUCAACUACUUUGCUCAGUUACAUGAUGGCAAUUGGUGUUUGUUUC
Rhododendron vialii is the source of this 637-nucleotide messenger RNA. Its product is annotated as large ribosomal subunit protein eL32z. Gene Ontology annotation, biological process: translation. Gene Ontology annotation, cellular component: ribosome; cytosolic large ribosomal subunit. Bases 63 to 464 code for a protein of 133 amino acids. The transcript is spliced from 4 exons. The record is from RefSeq and is a predicted model, not a curated record. Gene Ontology annotation, molecular function: structural constituent of ribosome. NCBI's taxonomy places the organism in Eukaryota, Viridiplantae, Streptophyta, Magnoliopsida, Ericales, Ericaceae.